Hypomesus transpacificus is the source of this 3946-nucleotide messenger RNA. Its product is annotated as disintegrin and metalloproteinase domain-containing protein 12-like. Gene Ontology annotation, molecular function: metalloendopeptidase activity. The record is from RefSeq and is a predicted model, not a curated record. The coding region runs from base 312 to 3167 and encodes 951 amino acids. NCBI's taxonomy places the organism in Eukaryota, Metazoa, Chordata, Actinopteri, Osmeriformes, Osmeridae. Gene Ontology annotation, biological process: proteolysis. The transcript is spliced from 23 exons.
UCGUCUGUAAUUGCUUUGAAACCGAUGUAUUGUCAGUGACGACUACACUUCCUAUAGUGUCUUUCGUUUUUCUCAGAGUUCGCCCAUUUCUUGCAUUAUUACAAUUGAAUCGCCGCUUUUUUCAUUAUUGAAUUGGAAGUCCAUAAGUAGAGUUGGAAAGGAGUAGCAUGCUCUGAGGAUUUCAACGUUCUUACACGCUCAUAUUUCAGGAAGUCAUUUGGGUUUUGCACAUCAGCUGUUCAACUCUAACUAUAUUAUGGUUGUGCUGCUGUGAAACAUUUGGAUCGUCUGUCCAUCCCUCGCCGGGCAACAUGAACAACCGGUGCUGGAGUUUGAAGUUUGCGUUUUUGACAGCACUUCACGUUUUAUCAAUACCAGAAUGCGCCGGUGAUGUUAUCCGCUCCAAGUCCACUGAAGUGGAAUAUUUGGGAGCAACUGCGCAACAGAAGCCUAUGACCAAGCCAAAACACUAUGGGACCACAGUACCUGUCCUAUUGGUCGGAAAACAUUGGAGACCGAUCAGGUUGCACCAAUCAUGGGCUCAUCUUUCAUCUCUGAAGGUAGUGAUAGAAGUAGAAGGUGAACAGCUGGUCCUGGUGCUGCAGAAAAAUGAGGGGCUCUUUGCGCGGGACUACACAGAAACACAUUACCAGGAUGAUGGCAGUCCAGUCACCCGCUCCCACGAGAUCCCGGUGAACUGCUAUUACCAUGGCGAGGUGGAGCGGUAUGCCCUCUCUGACGUCAGCCUCAGUGCGUGCGCUGGUCUCAGGGGCUUCAUCUCAGCAGGGAACCGAUCCUUCGUUCUGGAACCGUCGAAUGGUCCCGCCAGUGAAACCCACUGGAUCUACAGGGCUGAGCAUCUGGACAUCUCCAGCGGCACCUGUGGCCAUGGUUUCAACAUGACCUUGCCUGAGGCACGUAACCUGAGGCAUACUCCCUUCAGGGACUUCAGCACCAGGCACAGGCGACAUGCCCAGAGCACCACCAAGUACGUGGAACUGAUCAUUGUGGCUGACAACCGAGAGUUCCAGAAACAAGGCAAGGAUGUGGAAAAGGUCAAACAACGCCUAGCUGAGAUUGCUAACUAUGUUGACAAGUUCUACCGAGCCUUAAACAUCCGCGUGGCGCUAGUAGGCCUGGAGGUAUGGAGCGACUCAGACAAGUGUCCCGUCAGCCAGGACCCCUUCACCACGCUUCAUGAGUUCCUGGACUGGAGGAAGGUCAAGCUGCUUCCCCAGAGGCCCCACGACAACGCUCAGCUUGUCAGCGGUGUCUACUUCCAGGGCACCACCAUCGGCAUGGCACCCAUCAUGAGCAUGUGCACAGCGGAGCAGUCAGGUGGCAUCGUCAUGGACCACUCUGACAACCCCCUGGGUGCAGCAGUGACCCUCGCCCAUGAGCUGGGCCACAACUUUGGAAUGAACCAUGACACGCCAGAGAGGGGGUGCGGCUGCAGGGUGACGGUGGACCGCGGGGGGUGCAUCAUGACCCCCUCCACCGGGUACCCGUUCCCUACUGUGUUCAGCAGCUGCAGUAAGAAGGACCUGGUGGCUAGCCUAGAGAAGGGUGUGGGAAUGUGUCUGUUCAACAUGCCCGAGGUCAAGGUGCUCUAUGGCGGGCAGAAGUGCGGCAACGGAUAUGUUGAGGAGGGAGAGGAGUGCGACUGCGGAGAGCUGGAGGAAUGUUCAAACCCCUGCUGCAACGCUACCACCUGCACUCUGAAGGGGGAGGCAGUCUGUGCCCACGGACAGUGCUGUCAAGAUUGCCAGCUGAAGCCAGCGGGCACCCCAUGCCGUGACUCCAGUAACUCGUGUGACUUGCCUGAGUUCUGCACCGGCACAAACCCCCACUGCCCUGCCAAUGUCUACCUGCACAACGGCCACGCCUGCCACAAUGUGGACGGCUACUGCUACAACGGCAUCUGCCAGACCCACGAGCAGCAGUGCGUCACUCUGUGGGGACAGGGGGCCAAGGCCGCACCCGAGAUCUGCUUUGAGAGGGUCAACUCCGCGGGGGAUCCCUAUGGCAACUGCGGCAAGGAUUCCAAGGGUUCCUUUGCUAAAUGUGAAGCCCGAGAUGCUAAAUGUGGCAAAAUUCAGUGUCAGGGAGGAGCCAAUCGGCCAGUGAUUGGCACCAAUGCUGUUUCCAUCGAAACAAACAUCCCUCUCCAGGAAGGGGGGCGCAUCCUGUGCCGGGGGACGCACGUCUACCUGGGUGACGACAUGCCGGACCCCGGCCUGGUUCUGAUGGGCACCAAGUGCGGAGACGGCAUGCUUUGUCUGAACCGACAGUGCCAGAACGUCAGUGUGUUUGGCGUGCACGAGUGCUCAGGAAAGUGUGGUGGCAGAGGGGUGUGCAAUAACAACAGGAACUGCCACUGUGAAGCUCAUUGGGCUCCACCCUUCUGUGAUAAAGCAGGCUUUGGAGGUAGUGUGGACAGCGGUCCCAUAAGAUUAGCAGACCAUGACAGCAUGACAGUGGGGAUCCUGGUGAGUCUUCUAACCCUGCUGGGAGCUGCUCUGGUGAUCUGCAUCAAGAGGAAGACCCUCCUGGGCCUGCUAUUCACCAGCAAGAACAACAACAUUGAGAAACUACGGUCGGUGGGCCCAGACAGGCCAUCUAGUCCGCCCCAGGCCCAGCAUCAUCCCCAGCAGCUUCAUUCUGUAUACAGAACCUCUCCAUCUAGCAAGACCCUGGCCAAGCCCCACAGCAACAGCAUCUUCAAGCCUCCUCACCUGGGUCCUGACUCUCUGCAGCCUUCAGCACCCUAUGCCUCCCACAGUCUGCACAGACUGCCCGAGUGCACCCCCAUUCACCUCAGCCACCCAGUUCCCCUGGCACUCACUCUGGCCUUCUCUCCUGGACAACCACGCUCACCGGCCCCACCUCCUCGUCACGCCCUGCCCCACCACGACCCAGCCCCACCCAGGGGGCCGUCGUUCCGCAGGACCACACGCCACAUCUCUUGCCGCAUGGUUAUGGAGUUGGAGAAGCCCCGUCCCCCCCAGAAGCCCCUGCCAGCAGACCCCCUGGGCAGAAGUGGCCGUCUGGUGCCUGUCCCCCUCUCUGGUCUCCCCAGGCCUCUGCGCCCAGUCCCUCAGCCUGGGAGGCAGCCCCCCACUCUACCAAAGCCUCGUAUGCUCGGCAGUGUCAGAUACAGUAGCUGAGAAACGGACAUCCUGACAUUGAUGGACACUUGAUUUGCACUAUAAAACUAUUUGAAAACCUUAAAACGUGAUGCCUCUGCAUUUGGAAAUUAAGGGGCCCGUGAGAGUCCCUGUGGUGCUCUAUCUCCGAAUGGUGCUACGAGUCUGAGCUCAGGUACAUGUAAAGUAUUUAUUUUCUUUAUUUAUUACCACGCAGUGCACUGUGCCUGACACUUUUACUUAACUGUAGCAUUUGGGAUUUAACUUUUUUACAUCACUUUUUUGUGAUUUUCAUUAUUGGCAAAUACUGUACUAGACUUUUUUAUGGACAGCUGGAAAAAAGGAGUCAGAAAGCAUAUCUUAAAGAUCUGUGAACAUUUAACGCAGUGCACAUGUUGUGGAUGUAAGUGUCAGCAAGGGAACCAAGGACAUUAGAGAAUAGUAUUACUACUUUAGGAGAAGGCUUACAUAGGAAACAUCACAGGAAAUCACUCUGCAGGUCUCCUUAUGUAGUUACGACAGAUUAACAGACAACAAGCCAUUCUUCUCCAACACUGACACCAACAUACAACACUUGCUUGGUUGUUAUUUCCUUUGAAAAAACACUUCCAGUUCAUUUGAAGGCUCACUGUCUUGAUGGAGGGAGACACUUUUAAAAUAGAAGCCAUCGAGUCAGUGAUAUUUCCAGCCAGCUUGGCAGUGAGCCAAACACCUAGGGAGAAUAGGCUAAAGGCCGAAAUAUGCUUCUGCGUCUAAAUUUACAAAUUAACCGUUUCAUCAAUAAAAUACACACAUUUUCA